This is a messenger RNA of Medioppia subpectinata, 594 nucleotides long. Lineage: Eukaryota; Metazoa; Arthropoda; Arachnida; Sarcoptiformes; Oppiidae. The record is from the annotation of a GenBank genome assembly.
CUCUUCGACACCAAACAGAUCUCCAGAGAAGAGAUAUUUAUCACAAGCAAAGUGUGGAAUACCUUUCAUAGCCGACAACUGGCCAUUCAGGCCAUUAAAGAGUCUCUCAAUAAUUUAGGCCUAAAGUACUUGGAUUUGGCGCUAAUUCAUUGGCCGACGGGUUUCAAAGCGGGAACCGAUGAUAUAUACCCGCGAAAAGAUGAUGGAUCUCUCAUACCGUCCGAUAAUGAUAUUGUGGACACUUGGAGGGGAAUGGAAGACCUGUACAGACAGGGUUUGGCCAAAAGUAUAGGUGUUUCUAAUUUUAAUAUUAAACAAUUGAACACUAUUUUAAGACAGGGAUCUAUUAAGCCAUCAGUAAAUCAGUUUGAAAGACAUCCGUUUUUAAUACAACAAGAUUUAGUGAAUUAUUGCCGCAAUCAUAGUAUAGCUGUCAUAGCGUAUAGUCCUCUAAGACAAGCAGAUCGGGAACUGUUGGAGAAUCCGGUGCUCAAAGAUAUCGCCCAAAACCACAAUAAAACUGUGGCUCAGGUGGCCCUCAGAUGGCAAAUAGAGAGCGGCAUUAUUGUCAUUGCAAAGAGUAAACGAAGAGAG